AUGAUUGCAGCAUCCUCGCACCCAACUCUGAACAGACAGAAGACAGCAAAAUCAGAAAGGAACUCUUUUUCAGCAUACAACAGCAAAUACCUCACAGUUCCUCAAAACCGGACUUCCUUUCACAGCAGCAGGAUCAAUGGAGCUUUUGAAGCACCAAGCUGUCUGGAGUCCUUCAGCAGUUCUAUUAUAAACAAUUACCUGGAUGGGACGCAAGAAGGUGCUGUGGACAAGGUGUCCCCAAGUGGCAUGCAUUUCAGGGACAGCAAGAGAAAGGUCGACUAUGUGUUAGCCUACCACUACCGAAAACGCCUUGCUCGGCACCCGCCAGGUGUGGGCUCACCUGAGCUGAUGCACAGAUCUGCCUCCUUGGCCCUGGUUUCGAAUGGAGGGACUGAGAAGGGCUGUGCCGAGACACAGCAGCAGGAGAGUGGCCGGCGUGUCCAACACGAGCAGCCAGGGCCACCAGGGGUGGAGGUGAUUGAGCUCAGCCCGCUGGAUGCCCUGGAGGAGGAGAAGCGGCUGCAGCGGGAGGAGUACGAACGCAACCUGUUGGAAGCGGGGCUGGAGAUAGAGAAAGACCCUGAGAAUAAGACCCAAGGGCUGAGUUUUGUCCGUAUCCAUGCACCUUGGCAAGUACUUAGUCGAGAAGCGGAACUCCUUAAAAUAAAAAUGCCCACUAAAAAGAUGUAUGAAAUCACAGAAGAAGGAGGAAUACUCAAAACAUUAAAUGAAAUAUGGUGCAAAUUGACUGAACCUCUGCAACCACAGGUGCCACAACAAGAAAAUAACAACAUGAAAAGCCUGUCUUAUCCAUUUUCCAGAGAGAAAAUAUAUUUGUAUAACAUUAAAGACAAAGACACCUUUUUUGACAAUGCUACCCGCAGCCGAAUAGUACGUGAAAUUUUGAAGCGCACAACUACAAAGGCCAGAGACAGCAUGGGUAUUGGCACAUUAAUAGCAAACAAUGUUUAUGAUGCAGCAUACCCACUUCAUGAUGGUGAAUAUGAAGGCCAAAAUGAUGACAUGAAUGAAAGAAAGUUGCUGUAUCGAGAAUGGGCAAGAUACGGAGUAUUUUACAAGUUUCAGCCUAUCAACCUUAUAAGAAAGUAUUUUGGAGAAAAGAUAGGACUUUAUUUUGCAUGGCUGGGUUUAUAUACAGAAUUCCUCAUUCCAGCUUCAGUAGUUGGGAUUAUUGUAUUUCUUUAUGGAUGUAUAACCAUUGAGAGCGACAUUCCAAGUAAAGAAAUGUGCGACCAACGCAAUGCCUUCACCAUGUGCCCCCUAUGUGACAAGUUCUGUGAUUACUGGAACCUCAGCUCUGCUUGUGCUACCGCUCGAGCUAGCCACUUAUUUGACAACCCUGCCACAGUCUUCUUCUCCAUCUUUAUGGCUCUCUGGGCUACUAUGUUCCUUGAACAUUGGAAGCGUUUGCAGAUGAGAUUGAGUUACUUCUGGGAUCUAACUGGACUGGAGGAAGAAGAAGGCAUGGUCAUGGAGCAUUCCAGACCAGAGUAUGAAACCAAACUGCUGCAGAAAAAGCUGAAACAUAAAACCAUCACAACAGAAAAUUCAGAUGAAAAGCUGACAUGGAGUGACCGUAUGCCUGGAUAUGCAGCAAACUUUGGAUUGAUUUUAUUUAUGAUUAUGCUGACGUUUUCAGCAGUGUUUGGUGUGAUUGUAUAUCGAAUCACUACAGCAGCAGCUUUGUCGUUCAGCACAAAUGAGACAACCAGGUCAAAUGUUCGAGUGACUGUGACCGCAACUGCUGUCAUCAUUAACCUUGUUGUGAUACUUAUACUUGAUGAAAUUUAUGGAGCUGUUGCCAAAUGGCUGACAGAAAUUGAGGUACCAAAAACAGAGAAAACCUUUGAGGAGAGACUGAUUAUGAAGGCUUUCCUACUGAAGUUUGUGAAUUCUUAUGCACCGAUUUUUUAUGUUGCCUUUUUUAAAGGAAGGUUUGUUGGCCGUCCUGGUCAUUAUGUAUAUGUGUUUGAUGGUUAUCGAAUGGAAGAGUGUGCUCCAGGAGGCUGUUUGAUGGAACUCUGUAUUCAGCUGAGCAUCAUUAUGCUUGGAAAACAACUGAUUCAAAACAAUCUAUUUGAAAUUGGAAUCCCGAAGCUAAAGAAGCUCUUCAGGAAGCUGAAGGAUGAAAGAACUGAGCCAAAGGAAAUGGACACCAACCAAUCAAAAGACCCUCAGCAAUGGGAUCUUGACUACAUCUUGGAACCUUUCACUGGGCUGACUCCAGAAUACAUGGAAAUGAUUAUCCAGUUUGGCUUUGUCACACUCUUUGUUGCCUCCUUCCCUCUGGCACCUCUGUUUGCUCUUCUGAACAACAUCAUAGAAGUGCGGCUUGAUGCAAAAAAGUUUGUUACAGAACUGAGGAGGCCAGACACAGUAAGAGCAAAAGAUAUAGGAAUUUGGUAUAACAUUUUGAGUGGUAUUGGAAAGCUUUCAGUUAUCAUUAAUGCUUUUGUAAUUGCUGUCACGUCUGAUUUCAUUCCACGCCUUAUGUAUCAAUAUGCAUACAGUCAAAAUGGAACCAUGCAUGGCUUCAUUAAUCACACGCUUUCGUACUUCAAUGUCAGUCAUCUCAAGGCUGGAACACAGCCAGAAAACUCCCCGUUUGCACAGGAUGUUUUAUUCUGCAGGUUCAAAGACUACCGAGAACCACCUUGGUCCCAAAAUCAGUAUGAGUUCUCUAAACAGUACUGGGCAGUCUUAUCUGCUCGCUUGGCUUUUGUUAUUCUAUUUCAGAACUUGGUGAUGUUCCUCAGUGUUCUGGUUGACUGGAUGAUUCCCGACAUCCCCAAGGACAUCAGUGAACAGAUCAAAAAGGAGAAGAGUGUGCUUGUUGACUUCUUCCUGAAGGAAGAGCAUGAAAAACUGAAGCUGAUUGAAAGCAUUAUCACACGCGACAAGCAGAACCACAAAAGCGGGACCAAAGGCGAAAGGAUCCGGGCUGCCAGCUUCUGCCAGUUUAACCGAAGUCAGAAAGGCAGCUUUGCCUCCUUUAGCUCACAGCACACAGAAGUGUGA
This is a messenger RNA of Charadrius vociferus (killdeer), 3039 nucleotides long. It is a transcript of the gene ANO2, whose product is annotated as anoctamin 2, calcium activated chloride channel. The transcript is spliced from 26 exons. The record is from RefSeq and is a predicted model, not a curated record. The coding region runs from base 1 to 3039 and encodes 1012 amino acids. Gene Ontology annotation, biological process: chloride transmembrane transport. Gene Ontology annotation, cellular component: plasma membrane. NCBI's taxonomy places the organism in Eukaryota, Metazoa, Chordata, Aves, Charadriiformes, Charadriidae. Gene Ontology annotation, molecular function: chloride channel activity; protein dimerization activity.